CUCGAGGUCGCGGGCGGGCGCCCAGGGGGCCCCCCUGCCGGCCGCCGCCGCUGCCCGCAUGGCGCCGGCGGGGCGGCGCGGCCGGCUGGUGGCGCUGGUGGUGGCUGGGCUGUCGGCCACGCGCGCGGACGACGACGGCUGGCGCCGGGCCGGGCGGGACGCCUUUGUCGGCUUCUUGGAGGCCCUGGGCUGUGAGCAGUGCGCGCCGCUGCGGGACGGCGCGGCGCUCUCGGAGGUGCCCUUCACGCUGUCCAGCCAGGUCUUCGGGUGCGCCGACGUGGACGUGCUGCUGCCCUCCCUGCACUGGCUGUACGAGGCGGCGCGGCGGCGUCUCGGCGGCGAGCCCCCGGGGCUGCUGGUGGACGGCGGCGCGAACGUGGGCCGCGCCACGGCGCGCUGGCUGGCGGCGAUGGGCGACACGUUCGGGCGUGCCACGGCGCGGAACAGGAGCCAGGCCCCCUGCAUCAUCUGCGCCGGCGCCGAGGCGACGGAGGGCCGCGGCGCCGAGGGCGCCGCGUCGGAUCCCCCGGGCGUGGCCGUUGUCGCUGUGGAGCCGUCGCCGCAUAACUUCGCGCUGCUGCAGAAGCACGCGGACGAGUCCGGCUGGGAGCACGAGGGCUUCCUGGCGCUGCGCGCGGCCCUGGGCUCCGAGCCGGGCGAGGCCCCCCUGGCGUUCACCCAGGAGUUCGCCAUCGACGAGACCGCCACGUUGCUCUUCGAGCCGCAGGACCAGCGCCCGACGCAGCCGGUGCGGGUGAUCACGCUGGAGGAGGUGCUGCGGGCGGCUGGCGAGGCGUUCCCGGACAUGGGCGCCGCCGCCACCUCCAGCAUCUUCCUGCUCAAGCUGGACAUCGAGGGCAUGGAGCCCGCGGUGCUGAGGUCGCUAUCGCGGCUGCAGGUGCCCGCGAAGUUCGUGAGCUUCGAGUACGCCGCCAACGUCUGGCAGGAGCGCCUCGGGCCCGUCGUUGCGGGGCUGCACGCGUCCGGCUAUUUCUGCUUCCUGGUGACGAACGAGCGCCUGUUCCCCAUAUCUGGGCCCUUCUGGGACGCCGUCUACGAGCUCCCGAUGUGGAGCAACGUGCUGUGCGGCCAGGAGGGCGACGCCGACCUGGACGCGCUCCUGCAGCUCCACUCGGGCGCAGUGGGCCUCUGGCCGAUGAUCG
This is a messenger RNA of Prorocentrum cordatum, 1163 nucleotides long. NCBI's taxonomy places the organism in Eukaryota, Dinophyceae, Prorocentrales, Prorocentraceae. The record is from the annotation of a GenBank genome assembly.